GUUGAAGAGUUCGGGCCACCACCUGGACCUGCUGCUGCAUUGCUCAACUUACGAUGUCGACCACUGCACCGUCGACCACUGCUGCUGCCGCUGGCCCCGCUGUCCCGCUGACGCCUACGGCCGACUACAAUGAAGCCUCAGACGCCAAGCCAGCUCACGACGGACCGCAUCCCGCCGUGGAGCUGGAAAAGUUGAACCUCUUCCAACGCUACUUGUCGGUGUGGGUGCUCUUGGCCAUGGUCGCCGGCAUCCUGAUCGGUUACUACGUGCCGUCCGUACCCACUGCGCUCGAAGACGCGACCGUGCACGGCAUCUCGAUCCCCAUCGCCGUGUUCCUGUGGGGGAUGAUCCUGCCAAUGAUGCUCCAGAUCGACUUUCACAGCAUCGUCGCCGUCGUCAAGGCGCCCAAGCCCAUUCUCCUCUGCUCAGUCAUCAACUACGCCAUCCAGCCCUUCACCAUGUACGCGAUCUCGCUGCUGUUCUUCAAGGUCUUCUUCGAUUCGUAUUUGGGCCAAGACAAGUCGGACGGAUAUGUCAUCGGCGCGGUCUUGCUGGGCGGCGCGCCGUGCACGGCCAUGGUGUUUGUCUGGUCGGUGCUCAUGAACGGCAAUGCUGCGUACACGCUGGCGCAGGUCGCCGUCAACGACAUCCUCUUGAUCAUCUUGUACGUGCCGACGGUCAAGCUGCUCGCGAGUGCGUCGAACAUUGAGAUGCCGUGGGACACGUUGCUGUACUCUGUGGGUCUGUUCAUCUUGGUGCCGCUCGUCGUGGCCGUGGUGACACGCCAGAGCUUGAACGAGCGCGGCCUCGAAUGGCUCAAGACCAAGGUCAUUCCGCUGCUCGACACGCUGUCGAUGGCGUUUCUGUUGCUCAUGGUGGUCCUCAUCUUCAUCUCGCAGGCGUCCACGAUCACCAAGAACUGGGUCGACAUCCUCAUCAUCGCCAUUCCGCUCACCGUCCAGACCGUGCUCAUUUGGGGCAUCACGUACGCCGUGUCGAUCUACUUUCGCAUCCCGUACGACGUCGCCGGUCCGUCGUCGCUCAUCGCGUGCUCAAACUUUUUCGAGAUGGCCGUCGCGAUUGCGGUCAGCAUCUACGGGUCGGGAUCUCCCGCCACACUCGCGACGGUCGUGGGAGUCCUCAUCGAAGUCCCUGUCAUGCUCAUCCUCGUCGCCAUCAACAACAAGACCCAGCACCGCUUUGCCAAGGGCCACGUCCAGUUGGAGUGAGUAGACAUUUCAUGUAAAUAAUAGACCGCCAAGCCAUACUUCUACCGUCA
Molecule: messenger RNA, 1279 nt
Organism: Aphanomyces invadans
Lineage: Eukaryota; Oomycota; Saprolegniomycetes; Saprolegniales; Verrucalvaceae
Product: arsenical-resistance protein
Exons: 1
Coding region: 54-1229 (391 amino acids)
Biological process (GO): antimonite transmembrane transport; arsenite transport
Cellular component (GO): plasma membrane
Molecular function (GO): antiporter activity; antimonite transmembrane transporter activity; arsenite transmembrane transporter activity
Source: RefSeq, a predicted model, not a curated record